AUGUCAUUUCUUCGAAGUUCAUUUUCAAUUCGAAAAACAAAACCUCGUAAAGCUGUUUCACGUUCACCACUUAAAUUACCUGCUGAAGAACUUGCACGUGAACUUGGACCACAGUAUCAAACAAUUGAUGCUCGUAUUGGUAAUCAAAAGAUGGUAUUCGAUAUAACACAAGGAGAUUGGGUAGCUGAUGGAACAGUCGGUCCAGCAGUUAGUUCUCGUGAAAUGGGAAAACUAGAAAAGAAAAAACGAGAAUUAGAAGAUGAUAAUAAUAUGCUUCGAACUAAACUGGAUAUUUUACUUGAAAUGCUUGCUGAAGUCACUGCUGAACAUGAUCUACGACGUACUGGUUAA
Molecule: messenger RNA, 351 nt
Organism: Adineta steineri
Lineage: Eukaryota; Metazoa; Rotifera; Eurotatoria; Adinetida; Adinetidae
Source: the annotation of a GenBank genome assembly